AUGAGCCGCGGCCUGCCGGUGUCGCUGGUGCGGCUGGGCCGGGCGUCGUUCGGGGCGUCGCUGGCGGCGCAGGAGGGCUGCGUGCGGCGGCAGCGGGAGGGGGCCGGGCCCGAGGCGGGGCGGCUGCUGCUGUGGGAGCCGUCGGGCCCGGUCUACACGGCGGGGCUGCGCGGCCUGGGCGGCGAGGCCGAGGCGGAGGCGGAGGCUGAGGCGCGGCGUCUGCGGGCGCUGGGCGCGGCCUUCGAGCGCGUCCCCCGCGGCGGCCUGGUCACCUUCCACGGGCCGGGGCAGCUGGUGGCCUACCCGGUGCUGGACCUGCGCCGCUUCGGCCUGCCGCUGCGCCGCUACGUGGCCGCCCUCGAGCGCCUGGCCCAGGCCGCCGCCGCCGCCCUCGGCCUGCCCCGCGCCCGGCCCCGCCCGCCGCCCUGCACGGGCCUCUGGGUCGGGGGACGCAAGCUCUGCGCCAUCGGUGUCCACUGCGGGAGGCACAUAACGUCGCACGGCCUGGCUCUGAACUGCUGCACGGAUUUGACGUGGUUCGACCACAUCGUCCCUUGCGGGCUGGAAGGCAAAGGGGUGACCUCGCUGAGCCAAGAACUCCAGAGACACGUCUCGGUUGAAGAAGCCACUGGGCCGUUCCUGGAUGCUUUCCAGGAGGUGUUUCAUUGCACUUUGACGGUCUCCGAAGAGCCCUGGAGCUAGUCCAUAUUUCGGACAACAAUUUGGAGCAGUUUGUAGGUGUAUGACAGUUCCCAGACUGCUUUUUCCUACGGAAGUAAGCGUUGCAUACAAAGGUUUGCAUUAUACCUUUCAAAUGUCAGAGCACCUGGCGCAAGGCAUUCUCAGCGCUUUGUGAAGAGGAAGUUUCAGGGACAGAGAAUGUUGAGUCCCUUCAAUAAAUCUCUGCUUCCCAGACAUCCGUGCCGGUAGUGUUAACCAUUGAAGGCCUUUGAGAAAGAUGGACUAUGAAUGAAAAUAAGCAAAAUAAACUGCUCAUUUUUUGUGUUUAA
Molecule: messenger RNA, 1010 nt
Organism: Sphaerodactylus townsendi
Lineage: Eukaryota; Metazoa; Chordata; Lepidosauria; Squamata; Sphaerodactylidae
Gene: LIPT2
Product: lipoyl(octanoyl) transferase 2
Exons: 2
Coding region: 1-702 (233 amino acids)
Biological process (GO): protein lipoylation
Cellular component (GO): mitochondrion
Molecular function (GO): lipoyl(octanoyl) transferase activity
Source: RefSeq, a predicted model, not a curated record